AUGGCAAUGAAGAUUAUUGUGUUCCUAUUGGCCGCAGCGGCAUUUGUGAGCGCCAUCAACGGGAGGACCAUGGCGGUUCACGAGAGUGGGGCUGACAUGGAGGCGGAGCAUUUCCGCCCCCACUUCAAGCCGUAUCCCGGCUUCUUAGGUGGAUACAGAGGCGGCGCUGGGGGCUUCCGCGGAUUUGGCGGAGGAUUUGGGAAAGGCGGAGUUGGCGGAGGAUUUGGGAGUGGCGGAGUUGGUGGAGGGUUCGGUGGGUGGGACAGGUCGAGUGGCGGGGCAGGAAGCGGAGCUGGUGGGAUUGGAAGCAGCAAGCGCGGUGGUGGCAAGAGCCACGCUGGCAGCAGUGGCGGUGAUGAUAUUGGUGCACCUGGUGACUAUUCUGACGAUGGAUCGUCUCCAUGA
This is a messenger RNA of Salvia splendens (bonfire salvia), 405 nucleotides long. Its product is annotated as glycine-rich protein 5-like. Lineage: Eukaryota; Viridiplantae; Streptophyta; Magnoliopsida; Lamiales; Lamiaceae. The transcript has a single exon. The coding region runs from base 1 to 405 and encodes 134 amino acids. The record is from RefSeq and is a predicted model, not a curated record.